UCUUACACACACACACACGCACACACACUCAGCAGAGACAUGGAUGGCGCUCUUCCCCCGCUGCACGCGCCCUUGCUGCUGCGCGCGCCGCGCCUCCUCGACCGCGCGCAGUACCCCGCGCGGAGCCCGAAGUGCGCGCGCUGCAGGAACCACGGCGUCGUGUCGGCGCUCAAGGGCCACAAGCGCUUCUGCCGCUGGAGGGACUGCGCAUGCGCCAAGUGCGCGCUGAUCGCCGAGCGCCAGAGGGUGAUGGCGGCGCAGGUGGCGCUCCGCCGGCAGCAGGCGCACGAGGAGAGCGAAGCCCGCCAGCUGCAGAUCCUCUACCCGGGCACGGGGCUGAUGGAGAGGGGGGUCACACCGAGCAGCACACCGGGGCUUCACACUGCCUUUACCGCGGAGCAAGGCAAGAACGAAGACCAUCUGAAAAAAUACAUGUUUAACAGUUUCAUGGUCGGCUCUCACAUGCGCCCUGUGACAUCGCCGGUGGCAAAGGUUGACCUCGGCCCAGAGGUCAGUCCAACAGAACCACUUCCGCUCAGCGGAAACCAGUCCCCUGGGUUUGACCGGCUGUCUGAUCGCACUACAAGCCCACGAUCUCUGUCUUCGUCAGAUCUGGAGUCGGGAAGUGAGUCGGAUAAACCGAAAGUCGAGGCAUCUGGAGACGUGGUGAGGCCAGUUUCGUCUGGUAGAGAGCGCGAGCCUGUUGACGUGCUGAUGAAAAUCUUCCCUCAUGUCAAGCAGGAUGUGCUGGAGUCAGCUCUGAACAUGUGCACAGGGGACAUUGUGAAGGCCAUCGAAAUGCUGCUUGCAUCUAAAGAUGAACCAGAUUCCCCAUUAGCAGAGAACACAGCAUCAGCACAGCGGUCUCACAUGCUCCACCUUCCUGCCUCAAAGUCCGCCUUCUCCCCUCUGCAGUCCUCCACGGCCAAACCUUUCGGAAGUGAAGGCCUUUAUGGGCUCAGUCCUUGUUUCGGGAUCAAUCCUCUCCGUGUUGCUUAUUCUGGCUCCGGAGGUGCGUUACCGAGUUUUAUCUCUCCGUACCUGACCUCCGGACUGUUCCCCGCUGUGCCUCUACGCGCGCCUGUCGAUUAUCCGUUCCCCAGCAUGCUCCGGGAUUUGGCUUACCAGAGCAAAGACACUCUCAGCACAGCAUCUCUCUACUCAGGACUCCGGAAGUGAUUAAUGCUGUUAUCUUUGUGUAUUACAGUAACAACUGUAGUGAUGCAAUUUUGUCAAAAAUGUCUCCAGUUCUGUAUCCUAUAAAUUAACCUCUCUUGCCUUGAAAUGUUAAGAACUGUUCUAUUUUUGUACCUGGUCAUAUUUUCUAGUUUUAUUUGUAUUUUUUUAGUAACUUGAACUUGAACUGUACAUAACCUAUA
Clarias gariepinus (North African catfish) is the source of this 1379-nucleotide messenger RNA. Its product is annotated as doublesex- and mab-3-related transcription factor A1-like. Bases 40 to 1179 code for a protein of 379 amino acids. Gene Ontology annotation, cellular component: nucleus. Gene Ontology annotation, molecular function: DNA-binding transcription factor activity, RNA polymerase II-specific; protein binding; RNA polymerase II cis-regulatory region sequence-specific DNA binding. Lineage: Eukaryota; Metazoa; Chordata; Actinopteri; Siluriformes; Clariidae. Gene Ontology annotation, biological process: sex differentiation; regulation of transcription by RNA polymerase II. The transcript has 2 exons. The record is from RefSeq and is a predicted model, not a curated record.